CAGUUGUCGUCAAGUUUUAGUCGUGUUCAAAAUUUCCGUGAAGUGUAUAUUAAUUGAAUACAUUAAAAUUAAUAAAUUAAAAUAAAGUUUCAGAGUGAAAACAGAUAAAUAGUAUUUCAUAAAAUAAAAUCUUUUAUCAAAUAAUAUUAUCAGAACGUAAUAAAAUAAUACGCAAACGUUAGCCCCAAAAAAAAAAUAUUUCUCCUCUAAAUGGCCAUAAUCCAUUAAAUAUAAUACAAAGUCUACAAACUGGCAACGCUGCAGUGCAUCGAAUGUAAAUUGUAGAGAAUUUGUUUAUUACGUUCAUUUAACUAAAAUUGUGAUAAUAAUAAUAAAUAACAUAUUGUGAAAAAAAAAAUUAAUAAUCCGAAUAUGGCUGUUGAGGUAUCUCAUCCCUCAACCGAUCAGCCGCAGCAACCACUGUUGGCUGCUCAAAAUUCCCUCGAACAAACAUUCGUAUUUUUCCUCAACUCCACACAGCGCUAUGUCAAUUUGUACUGGAUGGACUUUAAUGGUCGCCAGGACUUUUUUACCAUGCUUAAACCGGGCGCAGGCAUUAAGGCAAACACUUUUGUAACCCACCCAUGGAUAUUCCGUGACUCACAGACUGGCGAACGUAUGCAGGUAAAACAUCAAGAUAUAUUUUGGCCACAACUUUACAGGGUACGUGAUCCACAGAACCGUUGUCAAUGGAUACCUUGUCGUAAAUUGAUAACCAUACAUCAGCCUGUGCGUUCAUUACGUUAUACCAGUCUGUGGAAUUAUGCCAAACAAAUAUAUGGAAAUCAAAGGGUCGUAUUGGAACGGGAAGACAUACCAAAUAUUUUGAAACGUGACUUGAGUAAUGUAUUGAAAUUAAUAGAAAAACAUCAGGCAAUGGGGGUAAGAGGAAGGUAGCUGUAGUGUAGUUAGGGAAUUGGUUAUUCAUUCCUUAAUUGGAAUGCCUAAAACAGAAAUACAGAUAAUUUUCAAGCAUUUGAAAUAACAAUUUUAACAAAUAUUUUAUCACUUAAGGAAUGAAUUUUUAUGAAGAAUCUUUUGAUAGUAAAAUAUCCAACUUAAGGAACAUUUAAUUUUAAUAAUUUCCAGAAAAAUCGUUAAUUUUAGUUUCUACCGACUUUCUCUGACUAAAAAUAAUGUUUUAUUUUAAAAUUCUCGCAAGCACGUUUUUAAAACAAAUAAUUCUAAUAAUUUGUUUUCAUUUAACUCAGCUAUUAGGGACAUAAAUUACAAAAUUUGGAAUCCUGCCUUAAAGGCGUUUGCAAUAGAAAAAAAAAACACACAAAAUAAAUUAGAAUUAAGUAGUUAGAUAUUUACAUAUUUUUAUGUUUUGCCUUUAUUUAGAGUAAUUGGCAUUGAUUUCAUCAUCAUAUUUGAAUAUGUAUCUUUAUUUUUAUUAAUUAUUAUAGCUAAAAAUUGGAUAACAACUUCUGUACUUUUUUUUAUUCUUUACUCAAUAAGAUUUUAUUUAGUUUGUUGCUGAAAAGUCGAAUAUUUUAUAUAGUGUAAAAAAUGCCGCAAUUGUAAACAACAUUCUGGUUUUUAAUUCAAGUCCUUAUGCAUAAGAAUACUUUGGAGUAAAAAUAAAUUAAUUUUAAGAUAAUUCUUGAUUAACAACAAACUAAAUAAAAUCCUUUAAUAUUGAUUGAUAUA
Molecule: messenger RNA, 1653 nt
Organism: Lucilia sericata (common green bottle fly)
Lineage: Eukaryota; Metazoa; Arthropoda; Insecta; Diptera; Calliphoridae
Gene: Vhl
Product: protein Vhl
Exons: 1
Coding region: 373-897 (174 amino acids)
Source: RefSeq, a predicted model, not a curated record